GAAGAGGAAGAAAGGAGGUCUUGUGCUAGAGCCUGAUGAAAAAGAGGAAGAAAACGCUCAGCAGAAUGAAAAGGAGGAAGAAGAUGAAGUGGAUAGCAUAGAACAGGCAGAAAGAAACAGAGAAGAAGAAGAAAAAAAGAGAGAGGAUGCUCUUUGGGCCCGUUUCCUUAGUGAUGUGGGAGAGAAACCCAAAGUGGGGGCUGCCACGCCAGUGAAGAAGGCUGAAGAGAAGAGUGGGAACAAGCUUUGGGAGAAACCAAAAGAGUCUGAGAAGCCAAAAGACUCGGGAAAAGUGACGAUCACCAAAGUGUUUGAUUUUGCUGGUGAGGAAGUCAGAGUGACUAAAGAAGUGGACUCCACCUCAAAAGAAGCAAAAGCUUUUCUGAAGCAGCAGGAGAAAUGGCAGUCCUCAGCUCCAGCUUCCCUCCCGACAGGCUCUGGGUUGAAGAGACCAAGCGGUAUGAGCAGCCUCCUGGGGAAGAUUGGCUCCAAAAAGCAGAAGAUGAGCACGCUGGAGAAAUCUAAACUGGACUGGGAGAGCUUCAAGGAAGAGGAGGGGAUUGUGGAGGAGCUGGCGAUCCAUAACCGAGGGAAAGACGG
Molecule: messenger RNA, 600 nt
Organism: Merops nubicus (carmine bee-eater)
Lineage: Eukaryota; Metazoa; Chordata; Aves; Coraciiformes; Meropidae
Gene: CFDP1
Product: craniofacial development protein 1
Exons: 4
Source: RefSeq, a predicted model, not a curated record